AUGAAAAUGCUUUGGAAACUGACGGAUAAUAUCAAGUAUGAGGAAUGUGAGAUGUUAGUUCACAGUUUCUCAGCGAUGGACCGCCACGACGCUACCAGCAACGGGACAGCCCGGCUACCCCAGCUGGGGUCGGUGGGCCAGUCCCCCUACACCAGCGCACCUCCGCUCUCGCAUACACCGAACGCUGACUUCCAGCCCCCCUAUUUCCCACCUCCAUACCAGCCCAUUUACCCACAGUCUCAAGACCCGUAUUCCCACGUUAACGAUCCGUAUAGCUUGAACCCUCUUCACGCCCAGCCUCAACCCCAGCACCCGGGCUGGCCGGGACAGAGGCAAAACCAGGACACGGGGCUUUUGCAUACGCACCGCGGACUUCCCCACCAGCUCUCCGGCUUGGAUCCCCGGAGGGAUUACCGGCGGCAUGAAGAUCUCUUGCACGGACCUCACGGCUUGGGCUCAGGACUAGGAGAUAUUCCCAUUCACUCGAUACCUCACUCGCUGGAGGACGUGCCGCACGUAGAGGACCCCGGUAUUAACAUCCCAGAUCAAACUGUAAUUAAGAAAGGCCCCGUGUCCCUCUCCAAGUCUAACGCCAACGCCGUCUCCUCCAUCCCCAUCAACAAGGACGCGCUCUUCGGCGGCGUGGUGAAUCCCAACGAGGUCUUCUGUUCGGUGCCCGGCCGCCUGUCUCUGCUCAGCUCCACCUCCAAAUAUAAAGUCACCGUGGCGGAAGUGCAGAGGCGCCUGUCCCCGCCGGAGUGCCUCAACGCGUCUCUGCUGGGCGGAGUGCUACGGAGGGCAAAAUCAAAAAAUGGAGGGAGAUCUUUGAGAGAAAAACUGGACAAAAUAGGAUUAAAUUUGCCAGCCGGGAGACGUAAAGCUGCUAAUGUUACCCUGCUGACAUCACUAGUGGAGGGAGAAGCCGUGCAUCUCGCGAGAGAUUUUGGUUACGUCUGUGAAACAGAAUUUCCUGCCAAAGCAGUAGCUGAAUUUCUCAACCGGCAACAUUCCGAUCCAAACGAACAAGUCACAAGAAAAAACAUGCUUCUAGCGACGAAACAGAUCUGUAAGGAGUUCACCGACCUGCUGGCUCAGGAUCGAUCUCCACUGGGGAACUCUCGGCCCACCCCCAUUCUGGAGCCGGGCAUCCAGAGCUGCCUGACCCACUUCAACCUCAUCUCUCACGGCUUUGGCAGCCCUGCUGUGUGCGCAGCAGUCACUGCCCUGCAGAACUAUCUCACCGAGGCGCUCAAGGCCAUGGACAAAAUGUACCUCAGCAACAAUCCUAAUAGUCACACAGAUAACAGCACCAAAAGCGGCGACAAAGAAGAGAAGCACAGAAAAUGAGGAUUUUCUUCUUGCAGCCCCAGCCCGCCAACCAGCCAGCCUGGCCCU
This is a messenger RNA of Protobothrops mucrosquamatus (brown spotted pit viper), 1395 nucleotides long. It is a transcript of the gene TFAP2A, whose product is annotated as transcription factor AP-2 alpha. Gene Ontology annotation, biological process: anatomical structure development; regulation of cell population proliferation; regulation of transcription by RNA polymerase II. Gene Ontology annotation, cellular component: nucleus. Bases 1 to 1347 code for a protein of 448 amino acids. The record is from RefSeq and is a predicted model, not a curated record. The transcript has 8 exons. NCBI's taxonomy places the organism in Eukaryota, Metazoa, Chordata, Lepidosauria, Squamata, Viperidae. Gene Ontology annotation, molecular function: DNA-binding transcription factor activity, RNA polymerase II-specific; RNA polymerase II transcription regulatory region sequence-specific DNA binding.